AAUAAUGUCUCUACAUCGACCACGUUUUUAUAGGUGCUGCUCAUCUUCUCAGCAUAGCGAGAGGGAGGCUCCCGUAGCUUCCUCGUACGGGGUUGAGUUCCUCGCAGAUGGCUUUCCACCUUAUGCUACAAGCGGUUGCAAUAGGGAGACUUUCACUGCUAGUGUUGAUAGGCAGACUAUUGAUCCGACCCCUCAGUUUAAUGCGAGUCGUCCUGAGGAGAUUCAUCGAUUGAUACGAGACGGGGGUCGCCGUUCAUUAUGCCAGCUGAUUACCGAUGCUAUCUUUACUGAAGACUCCAUUUCCACCCAGGCUUUAGAGAAGUCUGAUUAUUUAUUCGGGGACCAUGCUAAGGAUCCGACUAAAUUGACUCUUGAUGAUGAUCAUUGGUUGAAUGAUGAUGGCGAGAGCCUUUUAGACAUCCCCUCUAUUUCCCAUCCGCAUUCUCUCGCUCAUUUGGAGACGCAGGCUGUGCGGCGACAGAUGUCUUGGAAUCUUACAGAUGACCAUGAUCAAGUUCACUGUGGCUUUGUUUCCCAUCAUAAGACCCCAGGUUCUGAUGGGCAUAAUCAUAUUCGCGGCCUUAGACCGGGGAUUCUGGGACUUGAUAUAGCAUCAUCGGACGAGGUGUCAGUAGCCGUCCAUACUGUGAGGAAUCGUCUGGCUGUGCUUGGGAGGAAGUUACCCCUGAAGGAAUUCAGAUGUUUCAGUUGGUCAUAUUCACCAUCUAAAAAGUAGUGGACUCGUAUGACUAGUUACUAGGGGUGCUAAACCGUAUCUGUA
Asparagus officinalis (garden asparagus) is the source of this 781-nucleotide messenger RNA. RefSeq lists its product as uncharacterized. Bases 5 to 736 code for a protein of 243 amino acids. The record is from RefSeq and is a predicted model, not a curated record. The transcript has 2 exons. NCBI's taxonomy places the organism in Eukaryota, Viridiplantae, Streptophyta, Magnoliopsida, Asparagales, Asparagaceae.